Molecule: messenger RNA, 8596 nt
Organism: Lemur catta (Ring-tailed lemur)
Lineage: Eukaryota; Metazoa; Chordata; Mammalia; Primates; Lemuridae
Gene: TNRC6C
Product: trinucleotide repeat containing adaptor 6C
Exons: 22
Coding region: 153-6062 (1969 amino acids)
Biological process (GO): miRNA-mediated post-transcriptional gene silencing; positive regulation of nuclear-transcribed mRNA poly(A) tail shortening
Cellular component (GO): P-body; nucleoplasm
Molecular function (GO): protein binding; RNA binding
Source: RefSeq, a predicted model, not a curated record
GAGGCAGGGCGUCUUGCUGUGCUGCUAGGGCCUGAGCCAGAGGGGUAUGGCCAUUUCCAGCCCUCUCAGAGUGGCUUCCCUCAUCCCAUGCACACAACUCUGCCCGACUUAAAACUUUCUGCAGCUAAUGUGUUUUCGUUUUUGGAUUUUAAAUGGACAUUAUACUUAUGCAAGUUUUCCUUAUAUAUAAUAGGGAGAAAGAGCAAGAAACACAAGAAGAGGAACGUUUGAUGGAAGAAAAGAAAAAGAAAAAGCAGGAAGAAAAGAAAAAGAAGGAAGGUGCUCAGAAAAAGGCUGCUGAUCAAAAAACCAAAGUGCCAGAACCUACUAAGACCUGUUCAAGCCAGCCCCAACCUGCCGGUACCAGUCCUUCCACCAGCACUAUCUCCAGCAGCAGCAAUGGCAAGCGUGCAUCUGCCAGUGGCCAGCAGCCAGCUGCAUCCCGUUACCUGCCUCGCGAGGUGCCUCCACGCUUCCGCCAGCAAGAGCAGAAGCAGCUGUUGAAGAGAGGUCAGCCAUUGCCUACGGGGACUCUAACCAGUGUGAGCCCAGCCCAGGGAGCUGGGCCUGCAGGGGUAAGCCCUCCUCCCCUGCCUGGAGCCGGAACACAGCAUCAUCCCAGUAAACUCCAACCAGAUCUCAGUCACAGUGGAUUGGCAGAUCAUUAUGAAAAUUCCCACUGGGGACAGCAGCCCACUUACAGAAGUGAAGCCAACUGCAGCUGGGAUAAAGUGAUAAUAGAUAGGACUGACAAGGAGGCGUGGCCUUCCAUCACAGGAACAGAGACAGAAUCUGCCUCAGAAUGUACCACGGACACUGACUCUGCCUCCAACUGUGGCUCAGAGAACAGUAGCAUGGCCACGGGGAGUGCCCAGGGCAACUUCACUGGACACACCACCAAGACAAAUGGCAAUAAUGGCACCAACGGCGCACUCGUCCAAAGCCCUUCCAACCAGAGUGCCCUUGGGGCAGGCGGAGCAAACGGGACCGGGGGUGCGGCCAGAGUGUGGGGUGUAGCCACAGGCUCCAGCUCUGGCCUGACUCACUGCUCUGUCAGUGGUGGGGAUGGAAAAAUGGACAACAUGAUUGGAGAUGGGAGAAGUCAGAACUGCUGGAGUGCUUCCAACUCCAAUGCUGGCAUUAAUCUUAACCUUAACCCUAAUGCCAACCCAGCUGCCUGGCCUGUACUGGGGCACGAAGGAACUGUGGCGACAGGCAACCCUUCCAGUAUUUGCAGUCCAGUCAGUGCCAUAGGUCAAAACAUGGGCAACCAGAAUGGGAACCCAACAGGCACUUUAGGUGCUUGGGGAAACUUGCUGCCGCAAGAGAGCACAGAACCACAAACAUCCACUUCUCAGAAUGUGUCUUUCAGCGUACAACCUCAGAACCUUAACACUGAUGGACCAAAUAACACUAACCCCAUGAACUCUUCACCAAACCCUAUCAAUGCAAUGCAGACGAACGGACUGCCAAACUGGGGCAUGGCUGUGGGCAUGGGGGCCAUCAUCCCGCCCCACCUGCAAGGCCUUCCUGGUGCUAAUGGAUCAUCAGUCUCUCAAGUCAGUGGGGGCGGUGGUGAAGGAAUAAGCAAUUCUGUGUGGGGACUGUCCCCAGGUAACCCUGCCACAGGAAACAGCAGUUCUGGGUUCAGUCAGGGGAAUGGAGACACUGUGAACUCAGCAUUAAGUGCUAAACAAAAUGGAUCCAGCAGUGCUGUGCAAAAGGAAGGAAAUGGAGGCAACGCUUGGGAUUCAGGCCCACCUGCUGGUCCUGGAAUCCUUGCGUGGGGAAGGGGCAGUGGCAACAGUGGCGUUGGUAAUAUCCAUUCAGGAGCAUGGGGCCACCCCAGCCGGAGCACCUCCAAUGGUGUGAAUGGGGAGUGGGGAAAGCCCCCAAACCAGCAUUCCAAUAGUGACAUCGGUGGGAAAGGAUCGACAGGGUGGGAGAGUCCCAGUGUCACCAGCCAGAACACUACCGUGCAGCCUGGCAGUGAACACUUGAACUCUUGGGCCAAAGCUGCAUCUUCUGGAACUACAGCAAGCGAAGGAAGUAGUGACGGCUCUGGCAGUCACAGUGAAGGAAGCACUGGGCGGGAAGGAACCGGAGAAGGCCGAAGGCGGGAUAAAGGGACUGUAGACCAAGGGCACAUCCAAUUGCCAAGGAAUGAUCUUGACCCGAGAGUUCUGUCUAAUACUGGUUGGGGACAGACUCCUGUAAAGCAAAACACUGCCUGGGAAUUUGAAGAAUCCCCUAGGUCUGAAAGAAAAAAUGACAAUGGGACAGAGGCCUGGGGUUGUGCAGCUACUCAGCCUUCAAACUCAGGGGGGAAGAACGAUGGGUCCAUCAUGAACAGUACAAAUACCUCUUCAGUAUCUGGGUGGGUCAGCUCGCCACCUGCCGCUGUGCCAGCAAACACAGGCUGGGGAGACAGCAACAACAAAGCGCCAAGUGGGCCAGGGGUGUGGGGAGACUCGAUAAGCUCUACUGCUGUUAACAAUGCUGCUGCCACCAAGAGUGGCCAUGCUUGGAGUGGGACCGCAAAUCAGGAGGACAAGUCACCCACCUGGGGUGAGCCUCAAAAACCCAAAUCCCAAAACUGGGGAGAUGGACAGAGAUCGAAUCCAGCCUGGGGUGCAGGAGGGGGAGAUUGGGCAGAUUCAUCAUCUGUCCUCGGACACUUGGGGGAUGGAAAAAAAAAUGGAUCUGGGUGGGAUGCAGACAGUAACAGGUCAGGGUCUGGUUGGAAUGAUGCUGCGAGGUCUGGGACCAGUGGCUGGGGCAAUGGCACAAAUGCAAAGGUCAAUCCAGGCACAAACUGGGGGGAGUCUUUAAAACCAAGUCCUCAACAGAACUGGGCUAACAAACCCCAUGACAACAAUGUGAGUAACUGGGGAGGAGCUGCUUCUGUGAAACAGACAGGAGCAGGGUGGGCUGGGGGGCCGGCACCCCUCAAACAGAAGGACUGCAGCGAGGCGACUGGCUGGGAGGAACCCUCUCCACCAUCCAUCCGACGCAAAAUGGAAAUCGAUGAUGGUACCUCAGCUUGGGGGGACCCAAGCAACUAUAACAACAAAACUGUAAACAUGUGGGAUAGAAACAACCCGGUCAUCCAGAGCAGUACCACAACCAAUACCACCACCACCACCACCGCGAGCAACGCCACACACAGGGUAGAGACGCCACCCCCACACCAGGCCAGUGCGCAGCUGAAUCGGUCACCGUUGCUCGGUCCAGGUAUGAAAGUUUCAUCAGGCUGGGGUGAAAUGCCUAAUGUUCACUCAAAGGCUGAAAACUCUUGGGGAGAACCAUCCUCCCCUUCCACCCUAGUUGACAAUGGCACAGCAGCGUGGGGGAAGCCACCCAGCAGUGGUAGCGGAUGGGGAGAUCGCCCUGCAGAACCCGCUGUGGCAUUCGGAAGGGCUGGUGCACCCGCUGCUGCUCCGGCCCUGUGCAAACCAGCUUCAAAAUCUAUGCAAGAAGGCUGGGGCAGUGGUGGGGAUGACAUGAAUCUCGGUCCCAGCCAGUGGGAGGAUGAAGAAGGGGACAUGUGGAAUAAUGCUGCUUCCCAAGAAAGUACCUCUUCCUGCAGCUCCUGGGGGAAUGCUCCCAAAAAAGGACUUCAGAAGGGCAUGAAGACAUCUGGCAAGCAGGACGAGGCCUGGAUCAUGAGCCGGCUGAUCAAACAACUCACAGACAUGGGCUUCCCGAGAGAGCCAGCUGAAGAGGCCUUGAAGAGCAACAACAUGAACCUUGAUCAGGCCAUGAGCGCUCUGCUGGAAAAGAAGGUGGACGUGGACAAGCGCGGCCUGGGAGCGACAGACUACAAUGGAAUGGUCACCAAACCCCUCGGCUGCCGCCCACCGAUCUCCAAAGAGUCUUCCAUGGACCGCCCCACCUUUCUUGACAAGCUCACCCUCUCUCUCUCCAAUCAGGAUGGCGGCCUCGUGGAAGAGCCCACGACUUCACCGUUUUUGCCUUCCCCAAGCCUGAAGCUCCCCCUUUCAAACAGUGCACUCCCCAAUCAGGCCCUGGGUGGGAUUGCCUCAGGGCUGGGCAUGCAAAACUUGAAUUCUUCUAGACAGAUACCGAGUGGCAAUCUGGGUGUGUUUGGCAAUAGCGGAGCAGCGCAAGCCAGGACCAUGCAACCGCCGCCGCAGCCACCAGUGCAGCCUCUUAACUCCUCCCAGCCCAGUCUCCGUGCUCAAGUGCCUCAGUUUCUAUCCCCUCAGGUUCAAGCACAGCUUUUGCAGUUUGCAGCAAAAAACAUUGGUCUCAACCCUGCACUAUUAACCUCGCCAAUUAAUCCUCAGCAUAUGACGAUGUUGAACCAGCUCUAUCAGCUGCAGCUGGCAUACCAACGUUUACAAAUCCAGCAGCAGAUGUUACAGGCCCAGCGUAAUGUUUCCGGACCCAUGAGACAACAGGAGCAGCAAGUUGCGCGCACAAUCACUAAUCUGCAGCAGCAGAUCCAGCAGCACCAGCGCCAGCUGGCCCAGGCCCUGCUCGUGAAGCAGCCGCCCCCGCCGCCGCCCCCGCCGCACCUGUCUCUGCACCCCUCUGCAGGCAAAUCGGCCAUGGACAGCUUCCCCCCUCACCCCCAGGCUCCCGGCCUACCUGACCUGCAGACCAAAGAGCAGCAGUCUUCACCCAACACCUUUGCUCCUUACCCUCUCGCUGGACUGAACCCAAACGUGAAUGUCAACAGCAUAGACAUGACCGGUGGCUUGUCGGUGAAGGACCCGUCUCAGUCCCAGUCCCGCCUCCCUCAGUGGACACACCCCAACUCCAUGGAUAACUUGUCCAGUGCUGCUUCUCCCCUGGAUCAGAACCCUGGCAAGCACGGUGCUAUCCCUGGAGGUCUGAGCAUUGGGCCUCCAGUUAAGUCCUCCAUUGACGACUCCUAUGGCCGGUACGAUUUAAUCCAGAACAGUGAGUCACCAGCCAGUCCUCCUGUAGCUGUUCCCCAUAGCUGGUCACGUGCCAAAUCUGACAGUGAUAAAAUCUCAAAUGGCUCCAGCAUCAACUGGCCCCCAGAAUUCCAUCCUGGAGUUCCAUGGAAAGGACUUCAGAAUAUCGAUCCUGAGAAUGACCCUGACGUCACUCCUGGCAGUGUCCCCACUGGUCCUACCAUCAAUACCACCAUCCAGGAUGUCAACCGCUACCUCCUCAAGAGUGGAGGGUCCUCCCCACCGUCAUCUCAGAAUGCCACGCUGCCUUCCUCGAGUGCCUGGCCGCUCAGUGCCUCCGGCUACAGCAGCUCUUUCAGCAGCAUUGCAUCCGCACCUAGUGCUGCAGGUAAACUGUCAGACAUUAAAUCAACGUGGUCCUCUGGCCCAGCCUCCCACACACAAGCCUCUCUGUCUCAUGAACUGUGGAAGGUGCCCAGAAACACUACUGCACCCACGAGGCCACCUCCAGGGUUAACCAAUCCCAAGCCUUCCUCCACCUGGGGCGCCAGCCCCCUCGGCUGGACUAGCUCCUACUCCUCUGGUUCUGCGUGGAGCACCGACACCUCAGGAAGAACAAGCAGCUGGCUCGUUCUUCGAAACCUCACACCCCAGAUCGAUGGUUCUACGCUGCGGACGUUGUGUUUGCAACACGGGCCUCUCAUCACAUUCCACCUGAAUCUGACUCAAGGCAACGCCGUGGUCCGGUACAGCUCCAAGGAGGAAGCUGCCAAGGCCCAGAAGUCUCUGCACAUGUGUGUCCUGGGAAACACUACCAUCCUGGCUGAGUUCGCUGGCGAAGAAGAAGUAAAUCGCUUCUUAGCCCAAGGCCAAGCGCUGCCGCCCACCUCCAGCUGGCAGUCCAGCAGCGCCACCAGCCAGCCGCGGCUGGGCACCUCUGGCAGCUCCCAUGGGCUGGUGCGCAGCGACGCCGGCCACUGGAGCGCCCCGUGCCUGGGCGGCAAGGGGAGCGGUGAGCUGCUGUGGGGCGGGGGGCCCCAGUACUCGAGCAGCCUGUGGGGCCCGCCCAGCGCUGACGACGGCAGGGUGAUUGGCAGCCCCACCCCGCUGACCACUCUGCUGCCUGGGGACCUGCUCAGCGGGGAGUCCCUCUAGGAGCCACAAUCAUCCGCACCAGGAGAGCGCGGGCCCUUCCCAGCCGCGGUGCCGUGGCCCCGCGGGACCUGAGCAGCGGCAGCCCCUUUGAGUACCUCUGUCCAGUUCUGAAGACGAACCUUGGCCGCAGUCCUUGCGAACUGUUCACGCAACAGUGCGGGCUGCGUUCGGUCAGUGUCACAUGCUAACGACAGGAUGUUCCUCAUAGCUUUUUAUUUUGUGUGUCUUAUAUGUUUGUAUGGUGUGUUGUCAUUUUGAUUUUUUAAGUAUAAAAGCUGCUUAGAAUAGUUCUAUCAUGAAGGGCACUUUUCAGAUGGUGGGCUGGAAAGGGUUAUUUUAUCACGGGGGGCGGGAGGGAGGGAGACGUGAAGCCUAUUUAAGACGAGCCUGUGACGAUUAUGCACAUUACCAGAGGCGGCCCGCAAGCGUGGCAGAGCCGGUGCGGGCGGCGCGGUCUGCGAUCUGCUCUGCUCGCCUGGAUCCGCCUAUGCACAUUACCCUUGUUUCAUUACUUUUUCAUGUCAUUUUUUUUAUCCCAAAAAAUAUUUUUUAAAAGUUAAAAAAAAAAGACAUAUCAAACAUGCAAAUACUUGAAUCCAGCAGGCCAAUAAUGAAAUGUGAACACUUUCUAAGUCUAAUUCUACACUUCCAGGUUGACAUGAGUACACAGACACAGGCUCUAGGAAAAUCUCUGAGUUCAUCGCCUAUGUGUGUGUGUGGAAACAGAAUGUGUGUGUGCACGUGUGUAGUGCGUGCUUCUGCAUGGCGCGCACUUUCUGCGUUCGUGUGUUUGAAAGCGUGUGAGGGAUUUAACUGUGGGUUUCCCUUUUAUUCAGUAUAUGCUUUUUUUUGGCGCAUUGGUCAAACGUUUGUUAUUGUUAUUAGCUUCUAACUUUGCACUGAGUGUCCCUGCCCUCCCUCCAGCUAAUCCUAGAUGUUAAAGAGAAUUCAUAGGACAGGGCCGGUGACAAUUCACGUGUAAAUGUUUACUCAAGGACUCUGUUACUGCGUCUAAAAAUUACAGUGUAUAUCUCUGGAGAAAUAAUAUGUAUACCUACCUUUAGCAGCUUUUUAUUGUGGACUAAUGCAAGAAAGUUAUUACCAGAGUAUUGCACCAUUUUUCCAUUUGGAAUAUAAAGUUAAAGAGAAAAAAACUGUUGUUGAACUGUGGCCAUAGAUACUUGUAAAGAGCGGAUGGUUCCGCGAAGGAACGAAACAAGCACUUGGACAUGGGUUGUGACUGCUUUUGGAGGAGCCCACGGUUUGGGCUCCCACCUGUUUACAGACCUUUUUUCUCCUUCAGACUUUAAAUUAAAAAAAAAAAAAUUAAAAAGGAAUUAAAAAAAUAAAAAAAAAUACUUCCAUCGUAAAGAAACCUAUUUUCAGAAUGCAGAUGCGCUACUUCAGAGCUCUGGGAUCGGACAGUGCUGUCCCCCUCGGCCGUCGUCGUGGACUCUGUCGAUUGUUUUCGCCCCUUCGUCAAAGUGACGAGGCGUUGUGGCCACUGUCUUGCACAUGCCGGACGCGCUCUCAGGAAAGCCAGGGCUCCCGAGGGCAGCUCCACACCAUUUCAUGUAUUUUUACACCCAACUCCUAGCACUGAAGAUGUUAUUAAAAAAUAAAAAAUAAAAAAAUAAAGAAAAAAAGAAAAAAGAGAAAAAAACGCAAAUACAAAAAUACCUAAUCUCUAAUGUGUAGCAGUUACAUAUUUACCAAAUAAUGGACUCAAAAAGAAAUAGAUGUUUGAAGAGUGCUUUAUAUAUUAAAAAUUGCUUUAUGUUUUAAAAAUGAUCAAUGUUUUGAUUGUUUUGCAAGGAAGAAAGACAAUGGAAUAACAUACCCUCAAGUAUGUUUUAAAAAAAAAAAUAUAUGAACAUUGUGCUCCCUGCCUGCUUGAUCAGGAAACUUGUGCAUUACAUUUUUUUUAAUUAGCUUUUUAAUGGUUUUAUCAAAACAAAAAAACAAAAAAAAAAAGUCCUGCAAGAUUGCAGGUCAACAAAAGCUGGUUUUAUAGAGGAUCAUGAACUAUGCACAAACUGGGUUCAAGACUUUUCUUCUCGAGUUCAGUAGUGUAUUUAGCGGCACGAACCUUCCUCAGAGUGGCUGCAUCUCAUUGCCAUUACAUGCAUCUGUAUAUUUGAUGUCUGGAUACCUGCAUAUGUGUAUCAAAUACAUGUGCGUGUGCGUGCGUGCGUGCGCGUGUGUGUGUGUGCACCCAGACAGCUCCCGUGCUGCCAGUUAGCGUUGAGUUGUAGAAAAACUCCUGAUGUUUUAAAAUUGGGGAUGGAAGUAAAGAAUCUGCUUGUUUUCGGAUUUUUGUUGGGUUUGUUUGAUUUUUUUGUUCAGUUUUGUUUUUUACCUUUAUUUUGAAUUUAAGAUGUCUGUAACUCUCAGAUUAAAAAACAAGUUUGUGGCUCUUAAUGUUUUCCUCAUAGAAUGUGAUUGUUGAAGAACAUGCACCGAAAGUUGCUUUCAAAAGUACAACGCUUUGUUGAAUCUUAAUAAAUUGCAAUUUUUUUUCUUGGCUGUUCAAA